UCUCAACUACUCAUGGUCCUGUCAGAUGGAUUUUCUUCUUUACAGCACCCUUCUCUAAACAGGGUCCUUCGGGGCCAAGUCCUUUUUCCUCAGGAUGACUUCAUGCCUAUACCUGUAGUAUUUGAUUCAGAAAUGUUAUUAUCAGUCACGAGCUCUUGAUUUUACACACCUGCCAACUGACUGCCGCAGGUCAGAGUUCCUUCAUUCUCCUCCCACUCCCCAUACUCCACCUGUGUCACCUCUCAUAGGCACCUGGACUCCAUGCUUAAUCUCAAAGAAUGAGCCUGCAUAUCUUAAAUGAGGAAAAUGUCCCCAGUGAAAAGAGUUCAGAAAACUCAAACUUCCUGUUUUCACAACUGGAACUUACCGGAAGAUCCUCUGUUCUUCGUCCAUCACAGAAAGAAAACAUACCACCCAAGAACCAGGCUAAAGCUGCAAAGGUGACUUUUCAUACACCUCUUCGGGAUCCACAGACACACAGGAUCUUAAGUCCUAAUAUGACCAGCAAACUUGAGACUCCUUUUGCUCUGGAUGACAAUAUUGGACUAGAAAACAAUCACUGCGUCUGCUUACAAAAGGAGAAUCAGCUGCCUUUAGCCCCAAUGGAUGAUACACCUGUCGUUCAGAUAGCAGCCGAGAUCCUAAGAGCAGAAGGUGAGGUUCAGGAGGUAGUCUUGAAUUCCUCAAGCACUUCAGCUUCUACAAGUUUUCUGGACAAUGUGCCGGUGGCACCUCCUGUUGGGCCAGUGCUGGAGCCUGCUCAUCAGGGACCAGAGCCUAUCAUGGAUGGUGACCUCCCCCCUCCUAUUGGGCCAGUGCUGGAGCCUUCUCAUCAGGGACCAGAGCCUAUCAUGGAUGGUGACCUCGCCCCUCCUGUUGGGCCAGUGCUGGAGCCUGCUCAUCAGGGACCAGUGCCUGUCAUGGAUGGUGACCUCGCCCCUCCUGUUGGGCCAGUGCUGGAGCCUGCUCAUCAGGGACCAGAGCCUAUGAUGGAUGGUGACCUCGCCCCUCUUAGUGAGCCAGUGCUGGAGCCUGCUCAUCAGGGACCAGGUCCUAUAUUAGAUCUAGAGAAAGAGAAUUUCAGAGACCCAGCAGAAGUUCUAGGUACUUGUGCUGAAGUGGAUUAUCUGGAACAGUUUGGAACUUCCUCGUUUAAGGAGUCAGCCUGGAGGAAGCAGUCUUUGUAUUUGAAAUUUGAUCCCCUCCUGAAAGAGAGUCCACUGCGGCCAAUGCCAGUGGUUCCGGUGACAAAUAGUAUACAGGAUGCGGAUGAGGCUGGCUUGGGAAACCCAAUGGAAGCCAAGCUUGUGGACUUAGAUUUCUUGGGAACUCUGGAUGAUCCUGUGUCAGGCCCACCCUUGUGUGUCCUUGAGCCAAGAGGUCUCCUUCCUGCUGAGCCUAUUGUAGAUAUACUACAGUACGGCCAGAAAGACCUGGACGCAUUGGUAAAUGCAACAAAACAGGAGAACUUGGAGCUGAGAAGCAAGUAUGAGGACCUCAACACGAAGUACUUGGAGAUGGGGAAGAUAGUGGAUGGGUUUGAGAAGAUCGCGUACAAAUCAAUGGAGGAGGCUGAGAAACAGAAGGAACUCGCAGAAGACAAAAUCAAAAAGGUCCUAAAAGAGAGAGACCAACUUACUGCAGACCUGAACUCCAUGGAAAAGUCCUUCUCUGACCUUUUCAAGAGGUUUGAGAAGCAAAAAGAAGUGAUUGAAGGCUAUCGAAAGAAUGAAGAUUCACUGAAGAAAUGUGUUGAGGAAUACAUAGUGAAGAUUGAAAAGGAAGGCCAGAGGUACCAGGCACUGAAGGCCCAUGCCGAAGAAAAGCUCAAGCUAGCAAAUGAGGAGAUUGCCCAAGUACGUAGCAAGGCUCAAGCAGAGGCGCUAGCUUUGCAGGCAAGCCUGAGGAAGGCACAAAUGCAAAUCCAUUCACUGGAGAAGACUGUGGAACACAAGACUAAAGAAAUUGAUGAGCUGACCCGGAUCUGUGAUGACCUCAUCUCUAAGGUGGAGAAGAUCUGACUGCAGCCAGCCAUCACCAACCCUCUGUCUGCCCAUUUCUGUGUUUGUCUGAUUUGUCUCUUGUGUGGUCUUUAACCCCUAUUCAUUUCUAAGUUACAUUUGAAGACUAAAGUUUCUUAAUUUCAAACUCAAA
This is a messenger RNA of Cricetulus griseus (Chinese hamster), 2154 nucleotides long. The record is from RefSeq and is a predicted model, not a curated record. NCBI's taxonomy places the organism in Eukaryota, Metazoa, Chordata, Mammalia, Rodentia, Cricetidae.